AUGUUAUGUGCUACAAACAUAUUCUCCCCUCAAAAGCUAGAAUCAACUAGCACACUUCGCCACAAAAAGGUGCAAGAAUUGGUGAAUUUUGUGGGAACAUGUUGCACCAAAGGUGAGGCUAUUGAUAUUGGUAAGGUUGUAUUCAUAACAAUAAUGAAUUCAUUUUCCAAUAAUACACUUUUCUCUAUGGAUUUUGCUAACUAUGGAGCUAGUGAUGAUGAUGGUUCUCAUCAAAAUUUCAAGGAGCUUAUAGAGGGAAUAUUGGACGAUGCUGGAAAGAUUAAUGUAAUAGAUCUUUUCCCAAUUAUAAAAUUUCUUGAUCCACAAGGCCUAAAGGGAAGAGGUGAAGAAUCUUUUAAGAGACUAUUGAAGGCUUUCGAUUAG
Arachis ipaensis is the source of this 384-nucleotide messenger RNA. Lineage: Eukaryota; Viridiplantae; Streptophyta; Magnoliopsida; Fabales; Fabaceae. The record is from RefSeq and is a predicted model, not a curated record.